This is a messenger RNA of Choloepus didactylus (southern two-toed sloth), 974 nucleotides long. RefSeq names its product UDP-glucuronosyltransferase 1A3-like. The record is from RefSeq and is a predicted model, not a curated record. The transcript has a single exon. Bases 74 to 961 code for a protein of 295 amino acids. NCBI's taxonomy places the organism in Eukaryota, Metazoa, Chordata, Mammalia, Pilosa, Megalonychidae. Gene Ontology annotation, molecular function: UDP-glycosyltransferase activity.
AGAUUAGGUGAAGAAAAUUAAGGUACAGGGCACGGCUUGUGUGCGGAGUCAGCCGCGUUUGGAUUCUGCGGAGAUGGUGACGGGUCUCCAGUUUUCCCUGUGGGUUCUACUGGGGCCACUGCUUUUCCUGGGCAUCAGGCCUGGGGCCGAGGGCGGGAAGGUGCUGGUGGUGCCCAUGGAAGGCAGCCACUGGCUCAGCAUGCGGAAGGUCGUGCAGGAGCUCAGCGCCAGAGGCCACCAGGCUGUCAUCCUUGCUCCAGAAGUGAGCUUGCACGUGAAAGAAGCUGACUUUUUCACCCUGAGAACCUAUGCCACUGCCUAUACCCAAGAAGAAUAUGAUCAGCUCAUGAUGGACCAUACUCAGAUGGUUUUUGAAGAAAUGCAUUUUCUGAAGAUAUUUUUUAAAAGUAUAGCAAUGGUGAAAAAUACAUCUAUGCUCUUUGAAAAGUCUUGUGCAGAGCUACUGCAUAACAAGGAGCUGAUCAGGUCCCUGAAUGCCAGCUCAUUUGAUGUGGUUCUAACGGACCCCAUUUACCCCUGUGGGUCCUUGCUGGCUGAGUACCUGUCUGUUCCUGCUGUGUAUUUUUUGCGUUUCCUUCCAUGUGACUGGGAUUUUGAGGGCACACAGUGUCCAAACCCUUCCUCAUAUAUUCCUAGGAUGUUAACAAGGAAUUCAGACCACAUGACUUUCCUGCAGCGGGUCAAGAAUAUGCUCUACCCUCUGACCCUGAAAUACGCUUGUGAUAUUUCUUUGUCUCCCUACGCAAGGCUUGCCUCUGAGAUCCUGCAGAGAGAGAUGUCCCUGGUGGAUGUUCUCAGCUAUGCGUCUGUGUGGCUGUUCCGAGGAGACUUUGUGAUGGACUAUCCCAGGCCCAUCAUGCCCAACAUGGUCUUCAUUGGGGGCAUAAACUGUGCCCACAGGAAGCCUCUGUCUCAGGUCUGUAUGGGUGCCAUUACCUAAUCAGGGUUCCAGG